This is a messenger RNA of Oryzias melastigma (Indian medaka), 950 nucleotides long. RefSeq names its product prolyl endopeptidase. The record is from RefSeq and is a predicted model, not a curated record. Gene Ontology annotation, biological process: proteolysis. Lineage: Eukaryota; Metazoa; Chordata; Actinopteri; Beloniformes; Adrianichthyidae. Bases 18 to 461 code for a protein of 147 amino acids. Gene Ontology annotation, molecular function: oligopeptidase activity; serine-type endopeptidase activity. Gene Ontology annotation, cellular component: cytosol. The transcript has 2 exons.
GUCCUUCAGCGGCGUGCAUGAUCCAGCGCCCGGACCUGUUUGGCUGUGUGGUUGCAGAAGUGGGCGUGAUGGACAUGCUCAAAUUCCACAAGUUCACCAUUGGCCACGCCUGGACCACCGACUACGGCUGCUCUGAUGACCCGGCGCAGUUCCAGUACCUCAUCAAGUACUCUCCUCUCCACAAUCUGCCUCAGCCCCCGUACGCCGGGCCGCCCUACCCGGCCGUCCUGCUGCUGACGGCGGAUCACGACGACCGCGUGGUGCCCCUCCACACGCUGAAGUUCUGCGCCGCGCUGCAGCACGGUGUGGGCAGCAGCGCCCAGCAGAAGCAGCCGUUCAUGGUGAGGGUGGACACCCGCAGCGGGCACGGGGCGGGGAAACCCACCACCAAGGCCAUCCUGGAGGAGACGCACAUCUUCUCCUUCAUCGCGGAGACUUUAGGGCUCAGCUGGAAGGACUGAUGAGGAGGAAUUCAGACGACUGAACCACCGCCGUGAUUUAAAGAUGAACCCAUGGUCCCAAGAGCUGUUCAUGUUUUUUACAUGAUGGUGGAGGGUCACACUUUCACCUCGUUGCCAUGGGGACAGAUUGAUUGUUCGAUGAAGUCAGCAAAAGUUCACCUUCCUUCUUAAGAAAACACACAAUAAAAAGGCUGCAGACAUGACCUCUGACCUUUACGAAACUGACGUUUUUUUUUCAUUUUUGGUAAUCAAAACUAUCUUAAAUUAUCUGCAAUUAUUUUUUCUUUGCUUUUAGGUUCCAUUCUGACAAAAACGAUUGAAAAGGAGACAACAAACCUGUAUUUCUUAUCAUUGAUCUGUCCUAAAAGUACAAAAAGAUGUUAAGAAAAAAUUCAUACAUAGGAUUUAUGAUCAUGAUGUGCCAAAAGAUCCAUUUGAAUCAAUAAAACAAUUUUUUACUCAUCCACAUGGGUUGAUGUUGACGAUCAA